GCUGCAUCUCUGCUUUCGACUCGGCUUAGGUCAGACAGACAGGUGCGCUCCAGGUGCUUCACACACACACACACUGAAAACCAAAAGCACUUUCUGAAACACCUGUAACCAGCUACUUGAUAACACUUGUAAUGGAACAUAUUUCACUUCUAUUUUAUUCAUUGGAUUUUUGUGUUUAACAUUUAAAGUGUCAAUUAUUUUUUGCCCAGACUCAGUUUAGCUGUUUAGUAGAGUUUUAUGAAUUCUGUCAGAAUAUUCAAGCUACAUUAAAAAAAAGUGUUCAUCUUAUAACUGGGAGUGACACUGUGUUGAACACAAUCAUGCUAAUGUAAAACAAGUUGUCAGACAGGUUAAUAUGUUGUUGAAUGACUGACACUCUAGAGGAGUCCCUGAAGGCAACUUCUUUACUUCCUCCUCUGUGUCCUCAUGUGCCACCUCAGGAGUAAAGAUGUACAGAACUACAAGGUCCCCAAUGAUGCAGCCACUGGUCAACUCAGGAAUGGGCAUGGCUCCUUUCUUCAAGGUAAACUCACACUUGACCGAGCACAUAUCAGCGCACUCCAAAAUGAGAUUUCGAACUGGACCAGAUGAAGCUGGAGGCACUGAUGUGUUACAUUAUGAGUCCUGUGCGUCUCUCUGCUUGAGACUUUACUGCCGAUUGAUUUCCUCGCUCCUCCCCUGGUUCUGGUCUCCUCAGGUGACUGUGUUCGAGCAGGAGCAUUUCCAGGGCAAGUGCCUGGAGUUCACCUCCGAGUGCUGCAACAUCCAGGAGUGCGGACUGGACAACAUCCGUUCCAUCAGGGUGGAGAGCGGAGCCUGGGUGGGUUUCGAGCACCAUGACUUCCAGGGCCAGCAGUUCAUCCUGGAGAGAGGAGAGUACCCCCACUGGGACGCUUACAGCGGUUCCCUCUCCUACCACGUGGAGCGCCUCAUGUCUCUGCGCCCCAUCUACUGCGCCGCCCACCAGAGCAGCCGCAUGAUCAUCUUUGAGAGGGAGAACUUCAUGGGCCGCAGCGUGGAGAUCUGCGACGACUACCCCUCUCUGCAGGGCAUGGGCUGGAUGAUGCCUGAAGUUGGCUCCAUGCACGUCCAGUGUGGCGCCUUCGUGUGCUACCAGUACCCUGGCUACAGGGGCCAGCAGUACAUCAUGGAGUGUGAGAGACACAGCGGAGACUACCAGCACUGGAGGAACUGGGGCUCCCACUGUCAGACCCCCCAGAUCCAGUCCAUCAGGCGCAUCCAGCACUGAGGGGAGGAGGACAGGCUGAGACUGAGGCCACGGCCCACAGACAGCACCUCCCCUUGACUCCCCCUCCCAUUACCCAUUACCCUCCUUUUUCUUUCUUUCUCUCUCCAAACCUUUCCUUCCUCUUGAUUUGAGCCGCCCCAAAUCUCCCACACCACCCACCCUCCUCCGAGUCAACACCACCACUGAUUUACAGCCGCUGCCAGAGUGUGAUAAGAGACAAUAUCGCACUGUUAAAGCACAUGGAAACACACGCCCCACACAACAACACGCUCACACAACGCUGAUGUUAACUGACACUCGCGCAGUGUCUUUUUAUUUGGUUUAGAGGUGCCCUACGCACAUCCACACACGCAAACACACACCUGCGCUGUACUCUCACCUGAGCUGGGCGAUGAGUAGAACGUUUUCCUCGGCGAGCCGGAGCCAAACAGAGGCGGUGGGGGGAGGGGGGGAGAAGCGAACGACCACGAAAAAAACCCUCCCCGGCCGCAUUCUCUCUCGUCAGUGCAGCGGACCGUGCUGCGGUGCAGCUCAGAUGUGUUCUGUUGUUGUGUGUAGGAGGUUGAUCCACAGGUUGAUGACUAAUAAACUCAUUUUCACUUCAUGGAUUCUUGUUUUAUUACUGAUAGGUUUGUGUGUGUGAUACCUGAGAGAGCAUGGAUUUUUAGAAACAUGAAUAAAGUGGGCUGUCCACUCCCCUCUCUCUGCAGCACCAAGCACACAGGCGUUUUUCUCUUCACACAGAGCAGUA
Messenger RNA from Lates calcarifer (barramundi perch), 2000 nucleotides. RefSeq names its product crystallin, beta A1, like 1 (gene cryba1l1). Bases 449 to 1249 code for a protein of 266 amino acids. The transcript is spliced from 4 exons. The record is from RefSeq and is a predicted model, not a curated record. Gene Ontology annotation, molecular function: structural constituent of eye lens. Lineage: Eukaryota; Metazoa; Chordata; Actinopteri; Centropomidae. Gene Ontology annotation, biological process: lens development in camera-type eye; visual perception.